UUUAUGUACUCUGUGAUAAUAAAUACAGCGUGUGUGGCACUUUCACUCCAGUGAUUUGCUCUGCACGCCAGCAAUUUCAGUAGCCUCAAAUCUAUCAAUGUUCUUCCUCAAUGUGAUGGCAAUAGCUUGGUUUCAGCUGUGACCUUUAUGGGGAUAGUUUCUUUGUUUGGGUCUCCUGCCUCUUGCUCCAUGAUGAGAAAAGGUUGACAGAGGUCAGAGUCCUCAGCCAAGGACACACUUUAUUGGCACAGCAGAACAGAUGGGUUGGGGGAAUCUUAUCUCCAAUCAUAUCCAAUGAACUUUCUUAAGUUUAAAUGUAUAAGUAAAUAUAUUCCAUGUCCAAGGUAGACUGCCAUGUUUAUAUGGUUGAGUGAGUGUUAUGUAAUUGAAGGAACAGAGAUGUUUUAAGUAAGCUUCAUUAGGUCUUUUAGCAAGUCAUUAACAAACACAUAUGAUUGCAUGCACACACACACAGAUGGGUGAUGUGACUGAUUUAAAUAUCCUGAACAGCUUUUGUUAGUCUUAAAGCAGAUGCCAAGAGUUAUAACACUAAGCGUGAUCACCUCCUCUCUCCUUUCCUACUGUGUCGGUGGAUUUAUUUGGGGCUAGGUGCCUUUGUGUUGAGCCCUAUGCAAGGCACGGUUGUCUCUGUGGAAUCCUUCGGUCUAAAACAGGGGCUUUUCUGUUCGCACUGACAAGAGCUUAAUCCUCUCACAGCUGUGACUGUUCCUCUCCAGAUGUUCAGCUGUCUUAGUGGGAACUCUGAUGCUCGGAUGAGGAUUUGAAGAUCCACAACGCGGGACUUCUCUCUCGUUUGUAAUCAGAUGAAAGAAGAGAUUAUCCUGAGGCAGCCUCCAUCUUUUUUUUCUUUAUUGCCGGGAGGAGAGAAGGAGGACGGUGGUGAAGGAGGAGACUUGACCAGGGGUGGGUGGGGUUUGCCGAGGCGAACGAGUGACUGAGUGUGUGAGUGUUCGUGUUCGUGUGCGUGCGUAAGUGUAUCUGUGUGUGUGUGUGUGUGUGUGUGUGUGAGAGAGAGAAACAAGACGAAAGAGAGAAACAAGACGAAAAAGAGAGAGAGAGAGAGAGAGAGAGAGAGAGAGGAGAGGAGAAAGGGGGGUCACCUGUGGAUGAGCUGGAGGGAGCAGAGACCGUCUGCUCUCCACCUUUUCAAGGUCCGCUCUGAUGCACACACUGGGAAGGCUGGGAGAUGACUGAACUCCGACAUUAGUAGGAAACGGCAAGGUGAGCAGGAGAGACCGGCCUGGAGAGGAGAGGAAGAAGAGAAACAGAUCAAAAGAAGAGAGAGAGAGAGAAGAGAAAACAAGAGGCAAAGGGGAAGACACAUUCCUUACUCUUUUCCUUCCUAAGGUGCCCUAUGGCAGAAAGAGAGUGUCCUGAGUCAGAGCAUUACCCAUCCGGGGCUUCCUCCCCAGCAGAUCCCAGGGUCACCACAGACGCUCUGUCCCUAUCCAAGAGCUCCACAGACAUGGUGACAUCUCCCCAUCAACUGGACAAGGCCAACCAGGGCCCGACCGGCGCCGGUUCCUUGCCAACAGACGCCCAGAACGGCGGCAAGCAGACUCUUCGAGUUGGUGCCCACAGCGCUGAAAGCACCCCUGAUCACCCAGUGGUCCGUAACGCGGGGAGACCGCGCAGCAUGGCAGAGCCGCACACAGGGAUGGAAGCACUGCCGCUGUUGGAGGGGGACCUGAACCACCACCACUACCAGCACCAGCUGCCCCAGCAUCACCAGCACCAUGGCGCCCCCUGCUGUGGGGACAGAGGACUGGGCUCCUCCUGCUCCCAGAGGGACCUUAGCGGGCACAGACUGGCCCCCGCCGCCCUGCCCGUGCAGCGGAGCCACUCGGACACGCUGCGUGCUCUGCGGGAGAGUCCCGUCCCGCACCCCCACUGUGAAUCCACCGCUUCGCCAUCUCACCCAGCUCACCUGGCCCAUGAAGCCCACUGCUAUGGUCAGCAGCCAUGCCCGGGCCUGGUGUGCAAGCAGGCUCUGCAGCUGCAGCAGAGUGGGAGUCUCACCACCUCAGCUAGGGGCCCCAGCCCCACGCCGCAGCUCCAGCCUCAACCCCAGCACGGCUGCGUCCCCGUGGUGCCGUCCAACACGCCCUGCGAGGGGGCCGCAGAGUCCUGGCACCCGCACUACGAAGAGGCGGUGUGCUGCGGCCCGUACGGCGUGGCCAUGGUGCCCGGGGCGAUGGAGGAAACGCUGGCCGCCUACUGCCACCACCAGCCCAUCCCCUCCGCCGUGCAGCUGCUGCCGGUGCCGGCACCGCGGGGUCUGCCGGGCGCCGAGGCCCAGAUGCUCGCCCUGCCGCGCCUCAUCUCCUCCAUCAGCGAGACGGGCCUGGACGCCAAGCGCAUGCUGCGCUGCUGCAACCUGGACUGCACCUGGCCCAACGCCCCGGCCCUGCACCGCGCCGGCAGCCAGCCGCACGUGGGCGACGAGGGCCACCACCUCGUUCUGACCACUGCCACCGCCGUCGCCACUAGGGAUGCGGGCACCAUGACGUCCCGCACGGAGCUGAGGGACGUGGGGGUGCAGGCGGAGCAGGUGGCCAAGACGCCUCCGCCGCUCCACAUGUACCCCGAGGUGUGCUUGGCGGACGACGACGGGGCCGUGAACGGGGAGCCAGCCGCGGGCAAGAGCGGCGCCGUCCAGUCCAAGUCGCCUGUGAAGGAGGUGAAGUGGGACGCGGAGGGCAUGACCUGGGAGGUGUACGGCGCCUCGGUGGACCCCGAGGAGCUGGGCCUGGCCAUCCAGAAACACCUGGAGCUGCAGAUCAAGGAGACGGCCAGCCGCGCCGCCAAGCUCUCCCGCCAGAACACCAGCGCCUCGCAGGGCACUGCCGGCACAGGGACCGGAACAGGAACCGGAACAGGGACCGGCAGCGAUAGCGCCGUCCGGCGCAGGAAGAGAGGGGGACUCAUGGGAUCCCUACGAGGGUCGCUGACGGGCCCGGGGUGCUGUACGCGCACCACCAAUGCCGUGGACUGAGGAGGGGACUCUUCUAUUAGACAGUUGUACAGGCAAAGUGGUAGGACAUUUUGUAAACAUGUAACCUCACAAAAUACAUGUACACAGUCACACAAAAACACACUAAAAGCUUGUUUGGAAAGCAUUUGAUUUAGCUGGAUGAAACACUGCUACAUUUAACAGGACUGUUAUAAGAUGAAAAUUACAUUACGUCACAUAUGGAAAAAUAUGAUGGAUUAAUUUUUUUGGAGUAGCCAAUAGCUCACUGAAUUGGUAAGAAGGAGGGUAACUUUGGCUACGACAUGUGCCUGUUUUCCUUAGUUUUAUGCUACCACACUUAGACAACAGGUUGUCACAAAGGGCUAUUGAUGCGACAUACAGGUAAAGGUAUUUGUCAUUGUCCUUGCAGUUUCCAGAUAAAAACACAAUGUGUGAAAUUUAGGGAUGCACGAUAUAUCAGCGGCCGAUAUAUUAUUGGCCGAUAAGUGAAAAAAUGAAAAUAUUAUUAUCAGUCCGAUAACAGAAUUCUGGCCGAUAAUUUGCGCCGAUAUUUUUUA
Alosa alosa (allis shad) is the source of this 3552-nucleotide messenger RNA. RefSeq lists its product as uncharacterized. Lineage: Eukaryota; Metazoa; Chordata; Actinopteri; Clupeiformes; Clupeidae. Gene Ontology annotation, biological process: neuron projection development. The record is from RefSeq and is a predicted model, not a curated record. Gene Ontology annotation, cellular component: plasma membrane. The coding region runs from base 1376 to 3016 and encodes 546 amino acids. The transcript has 3 exons.